Molecule: messenger RNA, 6840 nt
Organism: Camelus dromedarius (Arabian camel)
Lineage: Eukaryota; Metazoa; Chordata; Mammalia; Artiodactyla; Camelidae
Gene: PITPNM3
Product: PITPNM family member 3
Exons: 20
Coding region: 23-2944 (973 amino acids)
Cellular component (GO): cytoplasm; COPII-coated ER to Golgi transport vesicle
Molecular function (GO): glycerophospholipase activity; metal ion binding
Source: RefSeq, a predicted model, not a curated record
CCGGAUCCCGCCGCCCGGGGCCAUGGCCAAGGCGGGCCGUGCAGGUGGCCCUCCCCCGGGCGGUGGUACCCCCUGGCACCUUCGAAAUGUCCUCAGCGACUCAGUGGAGAGUUCUGAUGAUGAAUUCUUUGAUGCUAGAGAGGAGAUGGCUGAAGGGAAGAACGCCAUCCUCAUUGGGAUGAGCCAGUGGAAUUCAAAUGACCUGGUGGAACAGAUGGAGACCAUGGGGAAACUGGAGGAACAUCAAGGAGAAGGGAGCACGCCGUGCACAGCCAGCACCCUCCAGGAGAAGCAGCGAGAACUGUACCGGGUUUCCUUGAGAAGACAGAGGUUCCCAGCCCAGGGAAGCAUCGAGAUCCAUGAAGACAGUGAGGAAGGCUGCCCGCAGCGCUCCUGCAAGACACACGUCCUCCUGCUGGUGCUGCACGGGGGGAACAUCCUGGACACGGGCUCAGGGGACCCAUCCUGCAAGGUGGCCGACAUCCACACCUUCAGCUCCGUGCUGGAGAAGGUCACGCGUGCCCACUUCCCCGCAGCCCUGGGCCACAUCCUCAUCAAGUUCGUCUCCUGUCCUGCCAUCUGCUCUGAGGCUUUCUCACUUGUCUCCAACCUGAACCCCUACAGCCACGACGAGGGCUGUCUCAACACCAGCCAGGACCACGUCCCUCUGGCCGCCCUGCCCCUAUUGGCCAUCUCCUCCCCGCAGUACCAAGAUGCUGUUGCCACCGUCAUCGAGCGAGCCAACCAGGUCUACGCAGAGUUCCUCAAAUCCCCUGAUGGGAUUGGCUUCAGUGGGCAGGUGUGUCUCAUCGGGGACUGUGUGGGGGGCCUCCUGGCCUUCGACGCCAUCUGCUACAGCGCAGGGCCCGCGGGUGACAGUCCUGGCAGCUGCAGCCGGAAGGGGAGCAUCAGCAGCACCCAGGACACCCCAGUUGUGAUGGAGGAAGACUGCAGUCUGGCCGGCAGCAAGCGUCUCAGCAAAAGCAGCAUCGACGUCUCCAGCGUGUUGGAGGAUGAUGAGCCCAAGAGGCCAUUGCCACGGAAACAGAGUGACUCCUCCACCUAUGACUGCGAGGCCAUCACCCAGCAUCACACCUUCCUAUCAAGCAUCCACUCCAGCGUCCUGAAGGAUGAGGCCGAGCCCCCUGCGGCCGGAGGGCCCCAGCUCCCUGAGGUCAGCCUGGGCCGCUUGGAUUUUGAUGUGUCCGAUUUCUUCCUCUUCGGCUCGCCCCUGGGCCUGGUCCUGGCCAUGCGGAGGACGGUGCUGCCGGGGCUGGAUGGUUUCCAGGUACGUCCUGCCUGCAGCCAGCUCUACAGCUUCUUCCACUGUGCAGACCCCUCGGCCUCCCGGCUUGAGCCACUGCUGGAGCCCAAGUUCCACCUGGUGCCACCUGUCAGUGUGCCCCGUUACCAGAGGUUCCCACUGGGCGACGGACAGUCCCUCCUCCUCGCUGACGCCCUGCACACCCACGGCUCCCUCUUCCUGGAGGGCAGCUCCCGGGGCAGCCCGCCGCUCCUGGACGCCCCCACCUCGCCCCCUCCGGCCCCAAGAUCCCAGCGCCCUGGGAGGAGGAUGAGCCAGGGCAGCUCCCACAGCGAGAGCUCGGAGUCCUCGGACAGCCUGGCCCCCAUGGGCGCCUCCCGCAUCACAGCUAAAUGGUGGGGCACCAAGCGCAUCGACUAUGCCCUGUACUGCCCCGACGUCCUGACAGCCUUCCCCACCGUGGCCCUGCCCCACCUCUUCCACGCCAGCUACUGGGAGUCCACGGAUGUGGUGGCCUUCAUCCUGAGACAGGUGAUGCGCUAUGAGAGCGUGAACAUCAAGGAGAGCGCUGGCUUGGACCCCGCGGCACUGAGCCCUGCCAACCCCCGUGAGAAGUGGCUUCGUAAGAGGACCCAGGUCAAGCUGCGGAACGUCACUGCCAACCACAGGGCCAACGAUGUGAUUGCUGCGGAAGACGGCCCCCAGGUCCUGGUGGGACGCUUCAUGUACGGGCCCCUUGACAUGGUGGCUCUGACUGGAGAGAAGGUGGACAUCCUGGUGAUGGCAGAGCCGUCCUCUGGGCGCUGGGUUCACCUGGACACGGAGAUCACCAACAGCAGCGGCCGAAUCACGUACAGUGUGCCGCGGCCCCGGCGCCUGGGGGUCGGCGUCUACCCCGUGAAGAUGGUCGUCAGGGGCGACCAGACCUGCGCGAUGAGCUACCUCACGGUGCUGCCCCGGGGCAUGGAGUGCGUGGUGUUCAGCAUCGAUGGCUCCUUUGCAGCCAGUGUCUCCAUCAUGGGAAGUGACCCCAAGGUCCGGCCAGGGGCAGUGGACGUUGUCCGGCACUGGCAGGACCUGGGCUACAUGAUCCUCUACAUCACGGGGCGGCCGGACAUGCAGAAGCAGCGGGUGGUGUCGUGGCUGUCCCAGCACAACUUCCCACAGGGCAUGAUCUUCUUCUCGGACGGGCUGGUGCAUGACCCACUGCGGCAGAAGGCCAUCUUCCUGCGCAACCUCAUGCAGGAGUGCUUCAUCAAAAUCAGCGCAGCCUAUGGCUCCACCAAGGACAUCUCUGUCUACAGCAUGCUGGGCCUGCCACCUUCCCAGAUCUUCAUUGUGGGCCGGCCCACCAAGAAGUACCAAACCCAGUGCCAGUUCCUGAGCGAGGGCUACGCCGCGCACCUGGCCGCGCUGGAGGCCGGCCACCGCUCCCGGCCCAAGAAGACCAGCUCGCGCAUGAUGCUGCGGAAGGGCAGCUUCGGCCUCCACGCGCAGCCCGAGUUCCUGCGCAAGCGCAACCACCUGCGCCGGACCAUGUCGGUGCAGCAGCCCGAGCCGCCCGCCAACCCCAAGCCCGAGCGGGCCCAGAGUCAGCCCGAGUCCGACAAGGACCACGAGCGGCCCCUGCCCGCGCUCAGCUGGGCGCGCGGGCCCCCCAAGUUCGAGUCGGUGCCCUGAGGGCUAGGCUGUGCGCAGAGCAGGGGUGGGGGCGCCCACCGGGCUGCCUGCGGGGACGGGAGGGGCUGCCUUCUCCCGGCAGACACAGGUCUUUUCCUGCUCCUUCCCUCCCGUGUCUGUCCAGCAGUGUCGGAUCAGCUGGGGGGGUGGGACCCUGCCCGGCCUUGGGGGGGCUCCCUGGGCCGCGAGGGGGUGAGAUCCAGGAGUCUCAGUGCAGCUGCGGCUGCUCCCCCGCGCCUGCAACACAAGCCCCAGUCGCGGCUGAUGUUUGUGUAAUCCUGGGCGCAGGCCUGCCGGGGCUAGAGUGUUUGGCCAUCUUUCUGAGCUGCCGAGGCGAAGCUAGGCAGGCCCUAAAGGCAGAAGCCCCCAGUCCGGGGAUCAGCAGCCGCUGACAGGUACAGCAUCUCGGCCGGCUGCUGGAGGGGUGAGUGGCAUUUGUGCCCACCCUCCCUGUGGCAUCCUGGGUCACCAUCUUGGGCCUGGCUCUCCUAUGGCAAAGUGGCCACUUUCUGGGAGUGAGAGGAUGUCCCUGGGCUCAUCCUGUGUCAGCUGUCUGUCCAUGGCCCUUGGGGGGCGGGGUCUGGUGCUGACGGUCUGUCCUCCUGAAGCUGUCCAUUGUCCCCCCCUUUCUUGUCCUCACCUUUCACCUAUGGCCCUUGAGGACGGUCAUUCCUCUCCCUAGAGUCCUGCCUGGUGCCCUCCCCUGUGAGGCUGUGGCCCUGGGCUCUGGCUUUGCUGGGCUGGCUGUGAGCCCUUGAGCUGGUUGCUUGCCCUCUCUGGGCCCUGCCUUCCUUAUGUAGUUGGAGGGUCUCCCCAGCUGAGAUGGGUGUGAGAUUUUGAUUCCUAGGCUGUCCUGCAUUUCUGCCCUCUGAGACUUUUCAGGCCUACGAGCCCCUCAGAGCGCCCAGUGAUCUAUACCCUCCAUGCAGGCUGAGAGAGGGGCUUUGAGGGGCCAGUAGGGAGCUACGAUCUCCCCACAACUUCAAAGGAAGUCCUUCUAUGAGGGUUGCUGGGAUCCCUGCUCCACGGAAAGGUUUGCUUUGCACUGAUGCCCCAGGGACAGACAUCCCCCCAGAGGGCACUGAUCUGGCUACCCUGCCCCUGCUCUGCUCAGAGUGAUUUCUCCCUUUGGCUCCUGGAAGGCACACAGCUGAGAUCCCAGAGCUCCUGGGGUUCAUGUAAUUUUGGCUCAAACUGUUUUCUUCCCUUCCCUUCCCCCCUGCCACUCAGCUUGGUUUAGUGCCCAUCACCUCCUCUUGGGUCAUCCCCUGGGGCUGGCAGGGCUUGGCUCUCCUGGGGGCCCCUCAGAUUCUGCCCAGGCCUUCCUGCUGCUGAGCCCCUGGCCUGGGGAUUGGUCUCCUGCACUCCCCCCAUUCCCUGGCCCAGACCCGCAGCCGCCGCGUGUGGGGCUGCCUAGCGGCUUCUGAGGCCCUGCGGCUUGUCACUAGGCUGGUCCAGCUGUUUCAGUCAGGGCUGUGUCAGGGGCCGGGCUGCCCCAGGGCCCAGACGUCUGUGUACACAGCAGGCACCUGUGUCAGCUCAGUGUCGCUUCUGCUCAGUGUCUACCUCUUGCAGCUCCCAUGUGGCCAAUGUCCUUCCCGAUGGCGGCUGCUGGUCGGGGCGGCUGAUGCCGCCGCUGCCUUGAAUCACCGGGCAAACUCGGUGCCCUGCUGGGGCUGGAGGGAUCCGGGCUCCCCGCCCCCACCCCUGCUCUCUACUAGAACUGUGUCUUCUGCAGUCUGCCAGCUCCUGCCACAUCCACGCCACCUGUCUGCCAGCUCUCUGCCCCACUUCUGGCACUGCAUCUGCACCCAGGCCCAGAGCUGCUGGCAAGUCUGUUGGGAUGGGGUGAUCACCCUCAGCUUCCUCUCUGGUCCUGCCUCCUGGCAGUUCACAAUGGGCCCAUCCCUCCUUCAGCAUUUCCUCCUCCUGGCUUUCCAUUAGGCACCAGUUCUUACAGCAUCGUCACCUCAGCUCCAAUCCUGCCCCUCCUUUCCAAAAUACACCCUGGGGCUGACUAAGUCUGAUUCUCUGAAACUCCAGCUCCUUUUUGCAGAAACCACUGAUGCAUCACUCUUGAAUGCUGAAAUAAUUAACACGAGAUGCUUCUCCCCCAGUUAGAGUCCCUCUGCCCUUUCUGAGAACUGCAGGUUAGGAGAAAGAGAGCAUGUGGGGACCCUGGGGACUGUGGAGACUCGGGGAAGCAGGGUUCUGAUGUUGUGGGGGUUGGAGCUGGGACGUGGGCCCCAGCAGGAGAACCUCCACCCUUUCCCUUCUGGAGCUCUGGAUUGGGGCUCUGAUGACUUGCUCCUGAGAUGCUGAAGGUGUACAGCGAGGUAUUGUGAACACCACGCCCUGGGAGCUUGGGUUGGGUUGUGUGUGUAUGUAUGUGUGUGUGUGUGUGUGUACCUGGGGGUUCUGUACACUGUGUGUGUGUGUGUGUGUGUGUGUGUGUUUACCUGGGGGUUCUGUACAGAGAUCAGACUCAGACAACUUGUGUCUGCAUUCACAGCAACUCUGUAACCAAUAUGCACUUUCUCUGCUAGUGGUUUGUUUGAUUUUGUCCGUCCAGUUAAGUUGGAGAAAAACAAAGAACCAACUUGUGGUGUUCUCCGAAGGGGGUGCUGCUGCCCCUCCCCGAGUAGUUCUGUGGCCCUCAAUCUGGCUGUUUUCUAGAGAAUCCUUCCAGCUCCCGUGGGUCUGCUCCGCAGGAGCUGGAAGACAGAUCUUCCUGCCUGACCAAAGCUCCUUGUUUCUCUCGUGGCAUGUUUGUUUUUCCCAAUCUGGUGGCUGUCCCGACGGAGGGCCCGCCUGCCUGCUGCCUUCCCCUACCUUCGCCCUGUUGGGGUUCAGGGUGCAUCUGUAGCCAGGGCCGCCUCUUCUGGCCUUGUGGCAUUUUUCUAAAGAUCUUGAUGCCUCUCUUAAGCUCCGCAACAGAUACGUUUAAAAAAAAAAAAAAAAAAGUAAGACUCACGCAUGUGGAUGAACGGCCCUCCAGUCUGGGUGCUGGGCCACAGAAAGCAACCCUGUGUGAACCCCAGUAUUGCUGACAUUACUGGGGGGGCUCUCUGAAAGAGGGGAGGCUGGAUCUCAUGGUUUUUAAACAGUACUCUGACCACUUUGGAGCCCAUGCCCAUGCCCCGGAAAUGUCCUGCACAUAAAAUGGGUCCCGAGGUGGCGCUGGUUUUGCGGGGACACUGUCCCCCCAGCCCAGGUGCAGCCCCGCCCGGGAGGGGCGCCCUACCUGCGGAGCCUCGCAGCUUGACUGCGCCUUAAAUAACCACCUUUCCUGCCAAAUCCCCGGGGGUUUGGGUGCCAAGUGCUCUGGAAAACUAUUCUCUAUGGCUCAGCCAAAAGACACCUCCCCUCCCCUCCCUCUGUCCCCCCAGGGCUUGGGGGAACGUUCUUAAAAAUCCUAAGGAGGGUUAAGUCCAAGCAGUGAGGCCUGGCCAGGGUCCUUGUCUCCUGGCUGAGAAACCAGCAGGGUGGUUGGGAGAAAAAAUCAAGAGUGUGACCCUAGCCUCCUCAGCAGGUGACACCAAGGAGGGGUGGAACAGGAGGGCGGCCCGCUCACGAGGACUCCCACCCUCAGACCCCGCUGUCCUUUUCCAUUUGUUUUCUCGGUGGUGGCAGCCUGUCUGGUCCUGUCUGUCUGACUGUUCCUAAGUGUGUAACUCUCAGUAUUAUUUGUGGUGGAUGGUUCUGUGGUGAAAAAGGUUUAUUAUCUUUCUCAUGGCUGCCUUGUACAAAAUCCGUUAGAGGAGAAAAUGUAAAAAUAUCAGGUUUCUAACAAGACAAACACAGCAUUAUGGAGUUAAAGAUUUUUACAACUGGUCUUGAUUUUGAUGUGAGCUGGUUUUUAACUCUCAAACGUUGUCACUUAAAUAAAAACCUUA